Messenger RNA from Brachypodium distachyon (stiff brome), 2381 nucleotides. RefSeq names its product putative fatty acyl-CoA reductase 7. Gene Ontology annotation, molecular function: alcohol-forming very long-chain fatty acyl-CoA reductase (NADP+) activity. Gene Ontology annotation, biological process: long-chain fatty-acyl-CoA metabolic process; suberin biosynthetic process. The transcript is spliced from 10 exons. Lineage: Eukaryota; Viridiplantae; Streptophyta; Magnoliopsida; Poales; Poaceae. The record is from RefSeq and is a predicted model, not a curated record. Gene Ontology annotation, cellular component: intracellular membrane-bounded organelle. The coding region runs from base 508 to 1998 and encodes 496 amino acids.
AAGAAUUAUGGAACGGAGACAGUACCUCCUUGACCCUAUGACUACAACCACGACAAGAAUUAUGGAAGUACCUCCUUGACCCUAUGAGGCUAUGACUAUGAGCAAGUAACUCCUGCCUGAAGUUUACGAACCACUGAUGAACCCCUACUUACCAUAAGGAGCAAGAGGAGAAAAACCAGCUCAUUUUACUAGCUAGGGAUCUCUUGGAGAUCAACAACCAUUUGCUAUAAUCAAGUCGAGUACAAGACAAACAACCUUCCGUAUUAGGAGGCAUUCAUGUACUCACUCAUCUCAAUAGUGACAUAAACUGGCCUGUCUAUCGCUCAACCAAUCAUGCUAAUUAAUAUUCAUCGAUUAUAAGUAUCAUGCAUCCACACGAACCAAAACACAAGUCCACGGAUAUCUAAUAUACGUCCUGCAGCUGGUCGACUCCAGCUUAAAUUCUUCCAGGAGAAACGGGAAAUACUCUUAUUCAGGUUGGGUGAGCAUACUCUGUAGCUGCAGGCGAUGGAUGCCACUGCAGUGGCUGGGUGCUUCCGGGACAAGAUCAUCCUCGUCACUGGCUCAACUGGCUUCCUUGGAAAAUUGCUGGUGGAGAAGAUACUGAGGGUUCAGUCCGAUGUGAAGAAGCUCUACCUGCUGGUGUGUGCACCGGACGCUGCCUCCGCUGAGCAGCGUAUCCUGUCCCAGGUUCUUGGGAAGGAUCUGUUCAAUACCCUGCGGGAAAAGCAUGGGCUUGCUGGCUUCCAGAAGCUUUUUAAGGAAAAGAUAGUUCCUCUGGCGGGAGACAUCGGGGAUCGCAACUUCGGGCUCAACAGCUCCAGAGCUGACGCCCUGUGUAAGGAGAUCGAUGUUAUCGUCAAUGGGGCUGCAACGACUAGCUUUUACGAAAGGUACGAUGUUUCUUUGGCAUCUAAUGCAUUAGGAGCCAAAUAUGCAUGUGAAUUUGCAAAGAAGUGCACGAAUCUGAAAUUAUUGCUUCAUGUUUCCACUGCUUUUGUAGCUGGUACCCAAGGACGUUUAUUGGAGAAAACACUCCAGAUGGGUGAAACACUACGGCAAGGUUACUACUUGGACAUUGAAGCCGAGUUGCAGUUAGCUGAAAAGGUCAAGACUGAACUCAAAACGUCUAAGAGUGGUAGCUCAGACCAAUUGGAGAAGACAGCCAUGAAAGAACUUGGCCUAAAGAGGGCUUGCCAUUUUGGAUGGCCAAACGUAUAUACAUUUACCAAGGCUAUGGGGGAGAUGUUACUUGCGGAGCAGUGGGGAGACCUUCCUGUCGUCAUAAUUCGGCCCAACAUGGUGACCAGCACAUAUCAAGACCCAUUUCCUGGGUGGAUAGAAGGGGCAAGGACAAUUGAUGCUCUAAUUGUUGCCUAUGAUGAGCAAGCAUUCCCAUGUUUCGUAGGUGAUCGCAAAGACAUAAUGGAUGUGGUUCCUGCAGACAUGGUGGUAAAUGCAACCCUGGUAGCCAUGGUUGUUCACUGGAACCAGAAAGGGAAAGUUGUUUACCACGUGAGCUCAGGGCUCCAGAAUCCAUUGACUGGUUACGUUCUUGAGGACGCAUGUUUGGAUUACUUCUCCAUCCAUCCUCGUGUACUAGAGAACGGGAAAACCCUCCAAAACAGAAGGCCAUACUUAUUCAAGAGAUUUGCUUACUUCCGUGCAUAUCUGAUCCUGGUGUAUAAGCUACCACUUGAGAUACUGCAUGCAGUGAGCCUAUUAUCAUGUGGGUUAUUUUCAAAAUAUUAUAAUAAGCACAACCGAAGAUACGGUUUCUUGAUGCUCUUGGUCAAGCUGUAUACACCAUAUGCCUUCUUCGAAGGAUGCUUUGAUGACACGAACUUGACAAGGUUGAGGAAGGAAGUAAAGAUGGACGGCAGUGAUGGCAGCAUAUUUAACUUUGAUCCCAAAUCUAUGGACUGGCACACGUAUCUCUUGAAUGUCCACGUCCCAGCUGUGCUAAAGUAUGGCCGGAAAAAGAAGGGAAGUAUAUAGAGAAGAACGGAAUCUUCCUAUCCCUGAGAUAAAGGAUAAUCAUCUUUGUCCAACAAAAAAUUUAUAUCAUAGUGCCAAACAUUAUAAUUUGUAUGAAGUGAAGGACAUGCAAGAGUAUGAUCCCUCUGUAUGUAUCUAUAAUAUAUAAAUAAAUGUGAAAACAUGCGUCAGUCAGAUCAAUUCUGCCUAAGAAUUAGUCAUUUCGGCUGAAGGUACCAACCUGUUAGACCGUAGCCUGAUACAAAAUGUUGUUCUUGUCCAUAGAUAUGCAUCCAUGAUGGGUUUCUUCUUUGAUUUCCUAUUCCAGCAAGUUGUGUGUUGUAAUGGGGCAAGUGCAUGCCACCCUGUGUUGUAAUGGAGCAAAGCUGUGUGUUGAGAUGGGA